Messenger RNA from Clupea harengus (Atlantic herring), 5863 nucleotides. Its product is annotated as cGMP-dependent protein kinase 1-like. The record is from RefSeq and is a predicted model, not a curated record. Gene Ontology annotation, biological process: protein phosphorylation. Lineage: Eukaryota; Metazoa; Chordata; Actinopteri; Clupeiformes; Clupeidae. Gene Ontology annotation, molecular function: cGMP-dependent protein kinase activity; ATP binding.
AGGGGUGAGGGCUGCAGGGGAAUCUUAUUUUUUCCCAAACGUUUGUGUAUCGACUUCAGCGUACUUCAGGUAUACGUUCAUCUACAGGAAAGGGUGACGGACGCACGAUAGAUGUUAGCACUCGUUUAGUCAGCGCGAGGGGGCUUCCAUCAGUCCCGGCUGCUUUUACGCGCGCGGAGCUACACAAACUGACCACCGUCAGCAUCCAGCGUGCAACUGGUUUUACACACCCACUCGUGGUUACGCACGACAAACCUCAGAAGAAUAAAAGAGUGCUGCGAUUUUGGCGUGUGUAGAAAAAAAUAAGGAAACAUCAGGGCAGUUUGAGGUGCCCUGUCGUUUCAAGGGUAAUCUUUCUAAAGUUUGCGAAGUGCAGUUUUUUGCGGAGACGGGGCGAGCGAGAGGGAGAGACCAAGUGGAAAUGGGAACGCUGCGAGACCUCCAGUACGCUCUCCAGGAGAAGAUUGAGGAAUUACGGCAAAGAGACGCACUCAUAGACGAACUGGAACUCGAACUCGACCAGAAAGACGAGCUGAUUCAGAAACUGCAGAAUGAGUUGGACAAAUACCGCUCUGUGAUCAAGCCCGCCACGCAGCAGGUAACUCAGAAACGCAGCGAGCUGCAUGAGCAGCAGCGGACCAAGCGCCAGGCGAUCUCCGCUGAGCCCACCGUCUUCGACAUCCAGAAGCUCACCCAUGAAACACUGCCAUUCUACUCCAAGAGCCCACAGUCCAAGGACUUGAUCAAAGAGGCAAUCCUGGAUAAUGACUUCAUGAAGAACCUGGAGAUGUCUCAGAUCCAGGAGAUUGUGGACUGCAUGUACCCAGUAGACUAUGGCAAAGACAGCUGCAUCAUCAAGGAGGGGGAUGUGGGCUCGCUCGUUUACGUAAUGGAAGAUGGCAAAGUGGAGGUGACCAAAGAGGGGAUGAAGCUUUGCACCAUGGGACCGGGGAAAGUGUUUGGAGAGCUCGCUAUACUCUACAACUGCACUCGCACAGCCACGGUCAAAACAAUGGUCAAGGUGAAGCUGUGGGCCAUCGACAGACAAUGUUUCCAGACAAUCAUGAUGAGGACAGGCCUCAUCAAGCAUUCAGAAUACAUGGAGUUCUUAAAAAGUGUUCCCGCAUUCCAUGAGCACUCCGAGGAGAUACUAAGCAAGUUAGCUGAUGUCUUGGAGGAGACACACUACGAGGACGGAGAGUACAUCAUCCGACAGGGAGCAAGAGGCGACACCUUCUUCAUCAUCAGUAAGGGAAAGGUUACGGUGACACGGGAGGAUCGCCCAGGCGGGGAGCCUAUGUUCCUGCGCUCCCUGGUGAAAGGGGACUGGUUUGGAGAGAAGGCGUUACAGGGAGAAGACCUCAGGACUGCUAAUCUCAUCGCAGCUGAAGCAGUCACCUGUCUGGUCAUCGACAGAGACUCCUAUAAGCACCUUAUUGGGGGACUGGAAGAUGAUCCCAGCAAAGGACCGGAGGAUGCUGAGGCCAAGGCAAAGUAUGAGGCGGAGAACACUUUCUUCUGCAGCAUCAACCUGCCUGACUUCAACAUCAUCGAUACGCUAGGGGUUGGAGGAUUUGGCCGAGUGGAGCUGGUUCAGCUGAAGAGUGAUGAGUCGAGGACAUAUGCCAUGAAGAUCCUUAAGAAGCGCCACAUAGUGGACACCAGACAGCAGGAGCACAUCCGCUCAGAGAAGCUCAUCAUGCAGGAGGCCCACUCGGACUUCAUCGUCAGAUUGUACAGGACAUUCAAGGAUAGUAAAUAUCUUUACAUGCUCAUGGAAGCCUGCUUAGGAGGAGAGCUAUGGACCAUUCUCAGAGACCGGGGUUCAUUCGAGGACUCAACAACCCGCUUCUACACCGCAUGCGUGGUUGAGGCUUUUGCUUAUCUGCAUUCCAAAGGCAUCAUCUACAGAGACCUCAAACCAGAGAACCUGAUACUAGACCACAGAGGCUACGCUAAACUAGUGGACUUUGGCUUCGCCAAAAAGAUCGGCUUUGGGAAGAAGACGUGGACGUUCUGUGGUACGCCAGAGUACGUCGCCCCAGAGAUCAUCCUGAACAAAGGCCAUGACAUCUCCGCAGACUACUGGUCUCUGGGCAUCCUCAUGUAUGAGCUGCUUACGGGGAGUCCACCGUUUUCCGGGCCAGAUCCUAUGAAGACUUAUAACAUCAUCCUAAGAGGCAUCGACAUGAUCGAAUUCCCAAAGAAGAUCACAAAAAAUGCUGCCAACCUUAUUAAGAAGCUAUGCAGGGAUAAUCCGUCUGAAAGACUGGGAAACUUGAAAAACGGUGUCAAGGACAUCCAAAAGCACAAAUGGUUCGAGGGCUACAACUGGGAAGGACUACGGAAAGGCACCCUCUCACCACCCAUCAUCCCCAAUGUAACCUCACCAACGGACACGAGUAACUUUGAUAGUUUCCCAGAAGACAAUGAGGACCCACCCCCUGAUGACAACUCAGGCUGGGACAUGGAUUUCUAAACCCACCUUACACGGAGAGACUGACAGACACAGAUCCAACUACAUGUGCAUACAUAUCUACACACACACACACACACACACACACAGAAAAACUAAAACUGUUACUGUAUUGCCUGGGUUAGAGAUUUCAAAGGCAGUUGUGUUAAAAGAGAAGAUGGAUAUGAAGAGGAUGAGGCCACCAAUAUGCCUUCACACUGGGAAGCGAUGGCACUGGGAGUGAGUUAAAGUGGGAUUUCAGGGCUUGUUCACAUGUCUAUACACACACACACAUACAUACACACACACACACACCUGCACACAAACUCCAAAAGUAGCUCAAAUAUAAGCGAUGCCUAUCAAAGAGUGUGAAUGGGAGACCGCGUGGGAAUGUAUGUUAAUGUGUGAAAGGGAGAGACUAUAUUUGCUUAGUUCGCGUGAGUGGACGGUUUGUGUAUAUGUGUGUUCUAUUUAGGUCUUUGUGUGUGGAAGCUAUUUACUGUAUGUCAGGGUAGGGUGGGUAGGGGUUGUUUCAUAAGGACCUCAAGCAUGUUUCCUAUGCUGGCCUCUGACUGGUUAGAAACACUGGUUCAUGCACCAAUCUCUGUGAACACGAUGCCUGGGUGUCCAAAAGCUAAGCGCUCAUUGGCUCAAAUCACUGUACGUCUGAGCUCAUCCAACCUAUCAGGAGUGAGGAGCUGGAGACCGAAUUGAAUGUUGUUGCUCUUAAUUUAGUUAUGCAUAUAGCACAUGUACAUAGCCACAUAUAAACACUCCAGUUUGGGUGCAAACACUCACUUACAUAGCGUAGUAGUAUUUAUCUCUUAACAGAAAGAAAAGAAGAAAAAAAAGCACAAGGAUGGUUUUGUUUUUAUUUCUUUUAAGUUUACUUAAAAAUUAAGGGACAGAUUUUAGUUUGACUUUAGUUUUCAUUUACAACUGAUCUUCACAAAUGCUUAGAGGUCAGAUACACUCCCAGUGCUUUUUCUCUCUAUCUCUCUCUCUUAGUUCUGCGCUUCUGUAGGUGUCGGGGAUGAGCCUAUGCUGUGUUGAAUCCCAAUCCUUACAAACACGUGCCUCUCACGUAGAAACCCAUUUAUUUCAUUGUUCCUGGCACUCCUCUGUAGCCACUGUCAUCACUGCAUUGUUUCACGUGUCUCUGGAAGCACAGCCAGGCGGACUGCUCCUUCACUAACCUCUAUCCCACAGGACGACAGAGGAGCCUCCAACCCCAUGACUCCUUUGGAUCACUUAAGGGUGUUGCAGAGACGUGUAAAUAUUUCAUGGCUGUUGUUGACAGUAGCCUCCGUGGUAACGUUUGUUGCAGCUAUAGGGCAGCCAUGACACAUUCUUCCCAGUCAAUAGCAGCUGAUGGCAGCACCCUUCUCUGUGUAAUCUCAUCUGUAAUCGAGUGAUUACAGUGACCAACAAGAACACCUGUGUAUUGUGUGUAUGUUCCAGUGAGCGCCUACGUGACUGGAAUACUUGUUACGCCUGCUGACCUCAGCAGUGUUGUGUAAAGCUAUUGUGCUCAAGUAUUCACACCUAGGAUGUAAGGUAAAUCUAGGUUACAACUGGCCAUGGUCAGUCGGUUAGAAAGUACUUUUGGCCUUAACCAUUUUCCCAGUGACUAGUUUUACCCAGUAUUGUGAUUACAGUGAAACACUUUAAGAUGGGCUGUCCUGAUGAGUGCAAUCACUACAGGCUCACUGUUACCUCACACUGUAAUCCAGAAGAUAUCCCCCCCCAUCCACCAUCAGUGUUAAAGAGGUAUUGCACGCUUAAAUGUGUUUUUCUUUUGUGUUGUUAACUAAAUGAUAUGACUGUACUGUGAUAAAACACAUUAAUGGUGGUGUUAUAAUAUUGACAAAAAACAUUUUACCGGAGUUGAAAGUGGCUCAAAACGCCAUCUACUGGUUGAAAUCAACCCUGAACCUUGCCAGGUCAAUGCUGACGUAGGGUCGAUCGGUUGGUACACAUCUACAUCAUGAAAUGUAUAUGUUAAUGCCUAGUCAUUUUAAUUUGCUGAUCGAGACUCAUCAUUCACUGGAGUUUAGCACCACCCCACCCAACCACCCCCACUCUGUCCCCUUUCCCACUUUUUAGCAUUUGUCAAAAUUAUGCAGUGGGUGGAGUUAGGCUCAGAGCUGGGGAUGAACUUACACUUUAAAUCAAGUGCCUUAAUACAAAUGGCAUACACCCUGAAACGUCAUCCUGAACCAACCUGCACCAACAAAGAGCUGCCUAAUUAACAAUACUUUUUUUUUUUUUUUUCAUUUAUUUGUGUUGGUUUUCCCCUCCUUUUGUGUAAUAAACAAAAACUGAUGUACCAACAUGGUCAAGUGCAUUUCCUAUUCCCCCCCUCGUAUCAGGCAUAGCGUGACAUGAUCCUAAUGCAAAAGUAAAUAGCAUUUCGUCAGCGCUAUGGGAGCCUCUGUGUGGCACUUUGCUAUCCUUCAGAUGGUUUUGUUCUGUUUGCGGUAAAAUAGGAGUUGCAUUUGACAACUAUGACUAUAUCUGCCCUGGCUGCAUUGAGAUGCUCUCCUCUGUUCAACAUUCAUCAUUCCCUUUCAAAUGAUGGUAAGACCUGAGGACUGACCCAUUUAUGCUCUAGAGCCCUUUCAUGUAUUUUCCAUUAUACCACAAUGCAUGCACUCGGUCCAAAUGAUGGUGGAUCCAUUCAUGUCUCCUGUCUCUAAUCCCAGUCAACGAGGAGCCAGCAGUGAUGAUUUGCAGACUUCAAGCAUUAAAAGGGAUCAAGUCCCCACUUAGCAUGUAAUCUCAUUCUUCAUCAUUUAAUUUUGGUUCCAGGGAAAGAAAAAGGUCUAGAGCUUAUCAGUCCUUGUAUUGUCUUCCUGUGGUCACUGUGCAAUGUUCAGAUGCAGAGAAGACCAGUAUGGUCUGGAACCCUUUGUGAGAUUUGCGGCCAUCUAUCAGUCCUCCAGUUCUACCUAUGAUAUUAAAAAAGAACAAACAUUGCUACUUGUUGUUUUCUCAGGGUCAACAAUGUCUGAAACAUCUGAACACGUUUGAAGCAUAGAGAUACAGAUGGUUAGGAUAAAACAUGUUUGACGCAGGCAUGAAGAUUUGGCAGACAUUGGCUAAACUCCGCAUCGUCUGCAAUCCUUCAAGAUACAGAUCAGAUGUACAGUACAAUUUGAUAUGGGGUUUUCAUGUGUGACAAACGAUACGGAAAAUUUCUGUCCCCAAAUGUGCUUUAAUACAAUGCAAACCAAGCAAUGACAUAAUGCAGGAACUUUAUGUUUUUUUCUUCCCUGAAGAAGAAUGUUUGUAUUUACUUUCUCUCUCAUUUUGUUUGUCCACCCCAAGCGAUGUUUUGGGUAGCUACCCUUGCGGAGUGCCUGGUGUAAACUUUAUAAACGCUGAAAUAAAGACUAGUUACUUUUC